AAGCUGUUAAGAACUGGCUUCCUCUCCCUUCCCUCUCCCAAGUCUUUCAUCACCUCCUCCAAGGCUUCUCCCCAACCACUUCCAUCUCUCCCCAGACUGACCAAAGGUCCACAGCUACCCCUUGCAUUGGUACUGAUCGCUUCUUCUUCUCAGUUUAGACGUACAGGCCUCUCAAAUUUUUUGACGCUGCAGUCAUCGAUCGGUCUGCGUGUAUUACUGAGCAACAAGGAAGACAUUCAUCGAUCUAUACUUCCAUCAGUUGUCGAAGAUGUCUAAGUUUUCGAUGAAAUCCUUUCUAAUGGGCUGCUAUGGAAAGAUUGAUGAAAGGCCACCAACCAAACAGGCUAAGAAGCGCCACACCAACCCAGACUCCCCACAGAGGUUGUCCUACUCCGAUGUCAGCAGCUCCACUACACCAAUGUCGCCGGAAGAUCUAUCGUUAACUCUUUCAGGAUCAAACCUUCAUGUAUUCACCUUCGCGGAGCUGAAAGUCGUGACAAGGAACUUCUCCACGAGCAAUUUCAUUGGAUCGGGUGGGUUUGGGCCUGUGUUCAAGGGAUUCAUCGACGACAAAUUGCGGCCAGGGCUGAAGGCUCAGACCGUAGCGGUGAAGUCCCUGGACUUGGAAGGGACGCAGGGCCACAGAGAAUGGCUGGCUGAGGUUGUAUUUCUUGGGCAAUUGGAGCAUCCCCAUCUUGUGAAGUUGAUCGGUUAUUGCUGCGAAGAUGAGCGCAGGUUGCUCGUGUACGAAUAUAUGGCAAGAGGAAGCCUGGAAAAUCAUCUGUUUAAGAAAAUUCUUGCUUCUUUGCCAUGGUCAACGAGAAUAAAGAUUGCUGUGGGGGCUGCCAAGGGCCUUGCAUUCCUUCAUGAAGCUCAGAAACCGGUGAUCUAUCGCGACUUCAAAGCUUCAAAUAUAUUAUUAAACUCGGAUUACACUGCAAAGCUUUCAGAUUUUGGGCUCGCAAAAGAUGGUCCUGAAGGAGAAGAUACUCAUGUCACCACACGUGUCAUGGGCACGCAGGGCUACGCCGCACCGGAGUAUGUCAUGACCGGCCAUCUCACAGCAAAGAGUGAUGUCUAUAGCUUUGGAGUUGUGUUGUUGGAGCUAUUGACAGGGAGAAGGUCUGUAGACAAAACCAGGCCGAGCAGAGAACAGAACCUUGUUGAAUGGGCUCGGCCUUUUCUCAAAAAUGCCAAUAAGCUAGGCCGUGUCAUGGACCCCCACCUCGAAGGCCUAUAUUCUACCAAAGGUGCUCAGAAGGCAGCAGCAGUGGCUUACCAGUGCUUAAGCCACAGUCCAAAAUCAAGGCCUCAAAUGAGAGACAUUGUUGAGGAAUUGGAGCCUCUUCUAAACUUCAAUGACAUACCCCUUGGCACCUUUGUGUACACGGUGACAGUGGAGAAGAACAAGGAAGAAGAUGAAGGGAAGAUGGAAAUGAAGGUCGAAGCAAAUGCGAAGCAAGAUCGCCAAAAUCAUAAUCGGAGGCACAAACUAAAGUUCCCUAAUUCUACGAUCCACUCCGAAACUACCCUUCACAAGGAGGGGAGAAAUUUGUAUAGGAACUCCUCAAGACACCACAUAGGAUGAGGGGCUUAGCCUAGGACAAAAUGUUAAUUCCAUUGUACAAACAAUACUUCAAAGGUUUCAUUUAAAAGAGAGUCUCAAUAUAGACUGUUCCAUGCUACAAGUCAA
Molecule: messenger RNA, 1693 nt
Organism: Phoenix dactylifera (date palm)
Lineage: Eukaryota; Viridiplantae; Streptophyta; Magnoliopsida; Arecales; Arecaceae
Product: serine/threonine-protein kinase RIPK-like
Biological process (GO): protein phosphorylation
Molecular function (GO): ATP binding; protein kinase activity
Source: RefSeq, a predicted model, not a curated record